Telopea speciosissima is the source of this 955-nucleotide messenger RNA. RefSeq lists its product as uncharacterized. The coding region runs from base 44 to 712 and encodes 222 amino acids. Lineage: Eukaryota; Viridiplantae; Streptophyta; Magnoliopsida; Proteales; Proteaceae. The record is from RefSeq and is a predicted model, not a curated record. The transcript has 3 exons. Gene Ontology annotation, biological process: cell redox homeostasis.
GAAAAGAAAAAGAAGAUCAACAGUGGAGAAGAAGAAACCCAACAUGGGAAUUGCAGCAAAACAAGAAGGUAUCUUCUGCUUGAAAUGGCCUUGGGACAUCCAUCAAAACCCUAAAAUUUCAAGUUCUAAUCCCUGCCAGUUCGAAGAUCCCUGGCUCUUAAAAUCUAUGCAAAAUCUCGGACUCCUCGCUACCAAUCUCUUCGAUUCAGCUUUUAAAAUCUCCGACCCCUCCACCAAAUCCUUCAAACCCUUCCAUUUCGAUAUCGGAAUUAAACCAUUUUCUUUCAAUCAAGGAAUCAAUGGGAAGAGGAAACAGUUUUUGUCCCCCGAAGAACAAGGUGAAGCUGAACACCGAGCUCUAGCUUCAGCUCUGGCCAGCGGUAAAGAGGCUACAGUUAUUGAGUUCUACUCUCCCAAAUGUAGACUUUGCAAUUCUAUGCUUAAUCUCGUCAUGGAGAUAGAGACAAGGAAUUCGGACUGGCUUAAUAUUGUCUUGGCGGAUGCGGAGAAUGAGAAAUGGCUACCUGAGCUCCUCUAUUAUGACAUCAGAUAUGUCCCUUGUUUUGUAAUCCUGGACAAAUAUGGGAGAGCAUUAGCAAAAACCGGUGUUCCAUCUAGCCGGCUUCAUGUAGUGGCCGGUCUUUCUCAUCUUCUCAAAAUGAAGCAGCCUCAGAAAAGCGCUGCCAAAAAUUCACCGUCAGGACCAGGUUAACCAAAAUCAAGUUCCUAAAAUCCAUGUAAAUUCAUUUGAAAGUGUGAUCUUUUUCAAUGUAAGGCAUUAUACUUAUCUAAGUUUGAUGAUUUGUGCACACUUAAAAAUCAGAGUUUCCGGACUUAAUGUGGAGGACUUUGAUAGAGGUUAGCUUAGAUGUUUUUUAAAUCAGAAGAGGAAAUGAACUCUGAGUCAUCUUUGAAUUUUGAAGCUUCGAGGAAAAAUAUUUGAAACUUGGCGACC